Molecule: messenger RNA, 2734 nt
Organism: Erigeron canadensis
Lineage: Eukaryota; Viridiplantae; Streptophyta; Magnoliopsida; Asterales; Asteraceae
Product: nucleolar complex protein 2 homolog
Exons: 11
Coding region: 131-2395 (754 amino acids)
Biological process (GO): ribosomal large subunit biogenesis
Cellular component (GO): Noc1p-Noc2p complex; Noc2p-Noc3p complex; nucleolus
Source: RefSeq, a predicted model, not a curated record
ACCCCCUCAAGUCCUCAACUCAACUGCCGUUUUUUUUUUCUCGAUUCUUGCUUGCAGCAGCUCUGAAUUAAAUAAUUAUUUAUAUCAUAUAUUAGCAGCGGCCGAAACAACCAUAACUAAAGAAACAAACAUGGGUUCAAAGAUAAAAGAUAAAAAACUGAAGACAAAGAAGAAGGGGUCUGCCAUGAAAGAUGCCCAAAAGGAAGAAGAAGAAGAAUACAUUACAACUCAAGAAGAAGAAGAAGAAGAAGAAGCACCUAUUAGUAUUGUUAAGUCCGUUGAAAAUGUCAAAGGACAUAAGAAUCAGUUACAAAGACUUUCAGAAAAAGAUCCAGAAUUUUAUGAAUUCUUGAAAGAACAUGACAAAGAGCUUCUUGACUUUGAGGACGAGGGAGACGAUGAGACUGACAUGGAGGAUGAGGACACACAAGAAGGUGAAGAUGAAAAGGCUCCGAUGGAUCACGUUGAUGGUUUAUCGAAAAAAGAAGAUAUAAAAACAAUAACCAGUGAAAUGGUGGAUUCAUGGUGCAAGGCGAUUAAGGAAGAACGUAGAAUAGGUGCAAUUCGUAAUAUGAUGAGAGCUUUUAGGAGUGCUUGCCAUUGUGGUGAUGAUGAUAAUGAAUCGAAGUUGACUUCCAUGUCGUUUCCUGUCUUCAAUAAGAUAUUGCUGUUUGUGUUAAGUGAAAUGGAUGGAAUCCUUAGAACAAUCUUGAAGCUCCCACCAUCUGGAGGGAAAAAGGAGAUGAUUCUUGAAUUAAUGAAUACACGAGCAUGGAAAAAUUACAACCAUUUAGUAAAGUCAUAUCUUGGUAAUGCUCUUCAUGUUUUAAACCAAAUGACUGACACAGAUAUGAUAGCGUUCACAUUACGUCGUCUGAAGUUCUCUUCUGUAUUUCUUGCUGCUUUUCCUAGCCUGCUUAGGAAGUAUAUAAAGGUUGUUCUUCAUUUUUGGGGGACUGGGGGAGGUCCACUACCAAUCGUCUCGUUGCUAUUUUUAAGAGAUAUAUGUGUACGGCUCGGUUCUGAUUGUAUAAAUGAUUGCUUCAAGGGAAUAUAUAAAGCUUAUGUCUUAAACUGCCAUUUUGUGAAUGCAACCAAACUUCAACACGUACAAUUUCUUGGAAAUUGUGUCAAUGAGCUUUUCAGGUUGGACCUUCCAUCGGCAUAUCUACAAGCAUUUGGUUUCAUACGCCACUUAGCAAUGAUUUUGCAAGAUGCAAAUACCACAAAAAGAAAGGAAAUCUACAGAAAAGUUUAUGAAUGGAAGUAUAUGAACUGCCUUCAACUUUGGACUGGAGCCAUUUGUGAAUUUGGUUUGGAACCUGAUUUUCAGCCCCUCACGUAUCCACUGACUCAAAUAAUUUCUGGGGUCCUUCGUUUGGUCCCAACUGCUCGUUAUCUUCCCCUUAGGUUACGCUGCAUUAGAAUGCUAAAUCAAAUUGCAGCUGCUACACAUACUUUUAUUCCAGUUGCAGUGCUUCUUUCAGACAUGUUGGAUAUGAAAGAAUUACAUAAAUCGCCAACAGGAGGUGUCGGGAAAGCCAUUGAUUUGUGCACUGUGUUAAGGGUUAGUAAGGCGACUAUAAAGACACGAUCGUUCCAGGAGGCAUGUGUUUUCUCUGUUAUUGAAGAGCUCGCUGAACAUUUAGCUCAAUGGAGCUACUCACCUGCCUUCUUUGAGCUUUCCUUUGUUCCUGCUGUUCGUUUGCGUAAUUUUUGCAAAUCUACAAAAGUUGAGAGAUUUCGUCGUGAAAUGAGGCAAUUUAUUCGUGAGAUUGAGGCUAAUACUGUGUUUACUAACAAAAAACGAAUUUCAAGUACAUAUUCACCAAAUGAUCCUGCUGCAUCGUCCUUUAUGGAGGAUGAGAAAAAGAAGGGUGCUAGUCCUCUUUCUAAAUAUGUUGCAAUAUUGCGUCAAAAAGCACAAGAAAGAAACGAGUCGUUGGCUGGAUCCAGUGUAAUAGUGGGUGAAAAAGCAUCAAUUUUUGGUAAGAAGAGGGCAAAUCGUGAUGAUGAUGACAACGAUGAUGAUGAAGAUGAUGAUCUGAAUGUGGAUGGUGCUGCAGUGUUUAGUUCUUCUUGGUUACCGAGUGGAGAUCAGAAGGCAAAGAAUCUUGAAGAGGAUGAAAAGGAUAAAAAGGAAAAGAAGAGACAAAAACAGAAGAGUAAUGCUAAAAAGGCUGCCGGUGAUGAAGAUGUUGUGGAAGAUUUCGUUCUUAGCUCAGAUGAAGAAGAAUCGAGUGAUGAAGAAGUUCCGAUUGAAACUGAAGAUGUUAAAACGAAAGCUGUGCCUUCGAAACAUGUAAGGCACAAACGGAACAGGACUGAGAAAUCGUCAAAAGGUAAGGGAAUUAAUGCAAAGAAUAAGUCGAAGAAAAGGAAGACGGCACAUUAAUAGUGACAGCAUUUUUAAUAGCAUAAUUUAUUUAUUGUUGUCUUUGCAUUUGAUACAAUUUAGUUUUGUUUUUUUUUAAUGUUUGUUUGGAGUUAAGAUCUUGCAAUUUUGAGCGCUGGAAUGCAUUGAAUUAAAUAGAAAAGUUGACUAUAGAAGAGUCAAGAAACAAUGUAGAUGGUUAUAUGCUGUGUUAGACUAGGUCACCAUUGUCUUAGCAAAGAACUCGUUACCUCGGUAGUCUAGGGAUCAGUUUGGACUUUGCAAUUUGCAAGUCGACUUUAGCCCUUCUCAUUGCGAAUCAUUAUACAUCACCAUGGUCAAACAUAUUUCAUGCACAAA